Fonsecaea nubica is the source of this 714-nucleotide messenger RNA. RefSeq names its product magnesium-dependent phosphatase-1. The transcript has a single exon. Gene Ontology annotation, molecular function: acid phosphatase activity. Bases 1 to 714 code for a protein of 237 amino acids. The record is from RefSeq and is a predicted model, not a curated record. NCBI's taxonomy places the organism in Eukaryota, Fungi, Ascomycota, Eurotiomycetes, Chaetothyriales, Herpotrichiellaceae.
AUGCCGAAAACGCGCUCCUCCCAGCGCCCUCGGUCGACGUCUUCCCCCAUUCCCUCGACGUUCACCGACUCCCUUCCUCUCCCAACGAUAAUAGUUUUCGACCUAGACUAUACGCUGUGGCCCUUUUGGGUGGAUACGCACGUCUCGGCGCCUGUUAAACCACAGACCUCAGACCAAGGGCAAUUGAAUACCCGCAUGCUUGAUCGCUUCGGAGAAUCGUUUGGAUUCUACUCCGAGGUACCUCAGAUACUGGCCGCCGCACGGGAGAAAGGCAUCCUCAUGAGCUUGGCGAGUAGAACCCAUGCGCCAGACCUGGCAAGGGACAUGUUAAAAGGCCUCCAUAUCCCUGCUUCAACGCAGGGUGAGUCUACAGAGAAACCAGAUAUCAAACCGUUAAGAGCAAUCGAGCUGUUCUCCCAUCCACAAAUAUACCCGGGUUCUAAAACAACGCAUUUCCGCCGUCUUCAGACGCAACUUGCAAAGUCACCACCAUCGUCUGCUGUUGGAACUGUACCAUUCGAGGAAAUGCUCUUCUUCGAUGACGAAGGUAGGAAUCGUAACGUGGAAACAGAAUUGGGAGUCACAUUUUAUCUUGUUCCAGAUGGAGUCAAUAGAGAAGAGGUGGAUCGAGGAGUCUGGGAAUGGAGGAGAAGGAGAGGAAUCACACCGAGUGACUCGAGAAACGGGGAGCAGGUUGCCGAGUUGGAGGGCUGA